AUGAUGGCGUCUACACAACACUCCGCGACAGCGCAAGAUCCCGAGGCCGGGGCGCCGGUGCAGGAUACCAACUUCGCCCUCCCGACAUCUGCCCCACCCACGACUUCCAACUAUGGCUCGACACCAACCACGGCCUCAGCGCUAACGGCGUCCAAGCCCACGUCCACCUCGUCGCGCGCCGUAGCACCCGACCUGCUCCGCGGCCUCAUCCUGCUCCUCAUGUCUCUGGACCACGCAGCGCUGUUCCUGGGCGCCUGGUUGCACGGCACACCCAAACAGUCCGAGUCCGCAGGCACCCCUUUCACGCGCUGGAACUUCAACACCGCCUACAUUAGCCGCACCGCCACGCAUCUGUGCGCGCCCGGAUUCUUUCUCCUAAUGGGCAUGGGAUGCGUCUACUUCCACCGCUCGCGUGCCAAGAUCGGCUGGUCGCGCAGCAGGAUGGUGUGGCAUUUCACUGUGCGGGCGAUCGCGUUAACGGUGGUCAGCGAGGUGAUGGGCGCGACCAUGAUGCGGAGGUACAACAUCUUGGUGUUCAACAUCGUGCUGAUUGGCCUGGCGGUGGAUUAUUUGUUGACGGGGUUGCUGUGUUUGGUGAUGGAUGCGACCGAGGGUGCGGUGACAAGGUGGUUGGAUGCCGGGUUGGGGGAGGCGGUUAAGCAGCGUGUGGAUGGUGAGACGAGGCCCCUGCUUUCCAGCGACAAUGGUACUUUGACGGCGGCGACACUGACGGCUCCAUCGACGCGAUCCCAAACCCUCUCGUUCUGGCUGCACAACGCCGUGCUUGCCCUGCUCACGUACAUCACCAUCUUCUGGAAUGUCUGGCUCUCACCCAACGGCGGACACUGCCCCCCAACCUCGCUCUCCCCCUCUCGCUCUCCCUCUUCCACCGCACCCAUCGAACUCCUCGCACUCCUCCCCGCCACCAACACCGCCGCCAGCGCAGUCCAGCAAUCCGCCUCUCCACCAGGCUCCCACCUGGGCGCCUGGUUCGACUUUUGGUUCUACCCCGUAGAAAACGAAUGGGUCGUGUCCGGCUUCCCCCCGCUUGCCUGGAUCUCGUUCUGCCUGUUCGGCAUGCUCUACGCACGCAUCAUGCUGCACAAGCGCUGGACGGCGCGAGCGGUAGUCGCCUGGAAUGUCGGCGUUGCCGCAACGCUCGCCUUGCUGUUUGUAGCGACGCGGGUGCUGCAUUUCGGUAAUCUCUCGGAAGGCUGUUUGCAGAUGGACGAGCAGCACGCGAGACCGGAUGCAAACCAAUACUUGGUUAGCGUUAAGAGCUUCUUCUACAUCACAAAGUACCCGCCGAGUCCGUCGUUUAUGUUUUUCACCAUGGCGGUCAACUUUGCGAUGUUGGCAGUGUUCAGCGCGAUUCCCCCUGCACUGGCAACGGCCAUCCCGGGGCUGAUGAACUAUGGCGGUUCGGCGUUGUUCUUCUACGUAGCACAUAUGUACCUGUACAGGCUGCUCUCGAUCCCCGUGCGCUACUUUUUCGAGCACGAGUUGGAGGACAAGCCGCCGAACGAGUGGGAGCGCACUACGGGCGUGGGCAGCACCGCGCCGUUCUGGAUCACGUGGGUGGUGGGGUUGCUGUUACUCAGCCCAAUGUGCCGUGCCUAUGGCCGAUUCAAGGCCGCUCAGUCGACCGAUUCGCUUUGGCGCUUUUUUUAA
Sporisorium graminicola is the source of this 1671-nucleotide messenger RNA. RefSeq lists its product as uncharacterized. The record is from RefSeq and is a predicted model, not a curated record. Lineage: Eukaryota; Fungi; Basidiomycota; Ustilaginomycetes; Ustilaginales; Ustilaginaceae. The transcript is spliced from 2 exons. The coding region runs from base 1 to 1671 and encodes 556 amino acids.